Messenger RNA from Chiloscyllium plagiosum (whitespotted bambooshark), 1494 nucleotides. Its product is annotated as V-type proton ATPase subunit E 1-like. The record is from RefSeq and is a predicted model, not a curated record. Gene Ontology annotation, biological process: proton transmembrane transport. Gene Ontology annotation, cellular component: proton-transporting two-sector ATPase complex, catalytic domain. Gene Ontology annotation, molecular function: proton-transporting ATPase activity, rotational mechanism. NCBI's taxonomy places the organism in Eukaryota, Metazoa, Chordata, Chondrichthyes, Orectolobiformes, Hemiscylliidae.
GGGUGAUCAGGAGCCGGGUGCGGAGAGAGCGCGUGAUACUAUGGGCGGAUCACCUCCCGGCCCCGCCUCCUUCGCUGUGUCAGGUGACUGUGUACAGUGGUAGGAGUUUGCUGUUGACGGUCAGUGCCCAGCUGUCAGCUGAGUUUUCAUCCAUCUAACGGGACGAACAUUAGAGGAUUCUCCCCAGUGAGCUUCGAGGAGUCAGAACACCUACUACGAUUUUUCCCCUUACCUAGUCUCUGUAGAGUUUGAUUUUUGUUUUUGCUGCUUCUCCCUCGAAGACACACGAACGUGCGACGACAAUGGCGCUGAGCGACGCCGAUGUGCAGAAACAGAUCAAACACAUGAUGGCCUUCAUUGAGCAAGAGGCCAAUGAGAAAGCAGAAGAAAUAGAUGCAAAGGCAGAAGAGGAGUUUAACAUUGAAAAGGGCCGCCUUGUACAGACACAGAGGUUAAAGAUCAUGGAAUAUUAUGAAAAGAAGGAAAAGCAAAUUGAGCAGCAGAAGAAAAUUCAAAUGUCUAACUUGCAGAACCAGGCUAGAUUGAAGGUCCUCAAAGCCAGAGAUGAUCUCAUUUCGGAUCUGUUGAAUGAAGCUAGGCAGAGACUAGGCAGAGGGGCAAAAGAUCCUACAAGAUACCAAACACUUCUGGAUGGACUGAUACUGCAGGGCUUUUACCAACUGCUGGAACCUAUGGUGAUUAUUCGAUGUCGCAAGCAAGACACUGCUGUAGUUAAGGCCUCCAUCAACAAGAAUGUUCCCAUUUACAAGAACAGUGUAAAUAAAGAUAUUGAUGUUCACAUUGACCAGGAAAAUUUUCUGCCUGAAGACAUUGCUGGAGGUGUUGAAAUGUAUGAUUGUACAGGAAAAAUAAAAGUUUCCAAUACCUUGGAGAGUAGGUUGGACCUCAUUGCACAGCAGAUGAUGCCAAAGAUCAGAGUGGCUUUGUUUGGUCCCAAUCAAAACCGGAAGUUCUUGGACUAAAUUCUGUGCUUUAGACCUAUUGUAUCCUAACACACUAUAAUAAAAAGAUGUAAAAGUUACAGACAUAAUUUAAAAAAAAAAUCCAUUGUACUUGCUGUUCUGUGGUGUUGUAUCUAAACUAUGUUUGAAACUAAUUUCAUUUGGUUGUUUCUGUAUAUAACUAAGGGAAAUUGCCAAAGGCAUUGGGAGAUCACUGGGCUUAUUGAGGAACUCCAGAUUGUUCAAGUCAGUUGGGUUUUUUUUUUUUUGUAUAAACAUUUUUCUUCCCAAAUGUGAUCAAAGCUUUAGGUUUUUUUUUGUAGCACAAGUAUCAAUCAUUGCAGCACACAGGUGAUUUCCCAAAAUAUAGAACAAGUGAAAUAUAAAGAAAAUAUUAAUUCUAGUGUUGCUGAUAAGUCAGUCCUGUACUAUUUAAUUGCAUUGUGUUUUCAGGUACUGUAUGUGUAUAUAUGGUUCUGAAAUAAACAUCUUUUGCUGGAUCUUGUAUCUUUGCAAUCAUGAAAUAACUAAA